Messenger RNA from Cucurbitaria berberidis CBS 394.84, 993 nucleotides. RefSeq names its product integral membrane protein-like protein. The coding region runs from base 28 to 705 and encodes 225 amino acids. The record is from RefSeq and is a predicted model, not a curated record. NCBI's taxonomy places the organism in Eukaryota, Fungi, Ascomycota, Dothideomycetes, Pleosporales, Cucurbitariaceae. The transcript has 2 exons.
CCCAGGACACAGCACAAGGCAUUCAAGAUGGCAGCCCCAGAAGCCCAAGAGGCAGCUGCCAAGCAGCGGAUUAUCAAGCAUAUGAACGCAGACCACCACGACUCGAUCCGCCGUUAUGUAGAAGCCUACGCAUCCAAAUCAACGUUUCAAAGCCGCGAUGCACAGAUGACCGACAUCGAUCUUGGCGAAAUGAAGUUCAGCUGCGGCGGCCAGCAAGUCGUCGUCACAUUCGAUCCACCCAUGACGGCCCUCCGCGAAGCUCGCGAGCGCCUCGUGCAAAUGGACAAGGACUCUUUGCAGGCUCUAGGCCGAAGCGACAUCUCAGUCACCACCUUUAUCCCAGCCACCGCUAAACCAGGGCAUCUAUACAAUUUCACGCAAUGUGUGCUUGCAUACCUCCUACUUCCUCGGCCAGCGAACUUCAGGCCAGGAUCGUUGCUGUACGAAAGCCUACUAUACAAAGUUCCAUCCAUUGCAGCAUUUAUUGCCCAGAUUGCAUGGAUCGUUUUCGCGAUCAUGCUGCCCCUGCAUAUUGGCGAGACUGUUUUGAUGGCUAGAAAGCUGGCGAAGCAUGGGUGUAGUCCCGCGGAUGGCGUAUGGUGGAAGUGGAUGGGGACUUGCUUUGUGGAGGGUAUUACUUCGUUUUGGAGGUUGGAUGGCCUUAUUGAGGGGAAGAGGAGGGAGAAGGAGGCUAAGAAGCACUGAGAUGGAGCCCUUGGUAUAGACAAUGCAUAUGCGUUCCACAGCGGAAACAUCAUUGUAGAUAUUUCUGAUGCUACUAUUUGGAUUCUCAUACUCGAUUAGAUAGCAUCAAGGCAUAGCGGGUAUUAUGGGGCAUUCCCCUUUUUAGCAUCACAAAUCCCGUUCGCUCAGACCCGACACAGCCUUCCAUUCUGCGUGGUUACGCCCAAGUCAGGAGCGCCUCGGAUCUCCCACUCGUCACUCCCUAUAGCAGUCGUAGCAUAAAAAACGCCUGUUGGAUCGUAUUUCCGC